AUGCCGACAACGGCGGAUAUUGCGCAAAGCACAACCGAGCCACUGAGAGAACGACUACGCCGUACAACUGUACCUUCUUCCGUUACAACAACUUCGUCAACUGCGGAGGACACGGGAAGUGGUACAGAAGAAAGCUGCACUACACUCCUGCGAGGGGAUCCGCAACUCGCUGCGGUGCUCGGUACGCUGCCAAGUUCAUCGCGCGAGCUUCUGAGGCGCAUUGAGCAACAGAAGGAUGAAAUUACCGUCUUAAAGGAGGAAAACACACGGCUACGGGCCCGGGAGGUUGAGGUAUCGGCUUUAACACUUCGGCUGCAGCAGCAGUUCUCAGCAACGCAACUUCAAGUGGAUCGCUUGAAAUCACAAAUACGUAUGGAACUUAUCAACCCCGUGACGGAAGAUGAGUAUAGGGCAAUUGAGGCACUUGAAGAAAGCAAGAGGGAUUUACUGGAUACGGUGAAAUGUGGUAUUUUUCAACAACUUGGUUCCAUGAGGGCUUCUAGGGAUACUGCGGUCAGACGGGCAAGCGAGUUGGCAACUGAAGUCGCACGGCUCACUGAUGAGAACAAAGAGCUUCAGCAGCGGAUUAAAGAAACUGAAACAGUAUUGGAUGUGGAGAGGCAGUCAUUCCGAAGACAACUGCAGGAAGCAGAGCAAAGAGGUAGCUUAGUAACUGAAUUAGAGGGGAAACUACGGGAUGUGGAAACUCGACUUAAAAAUGCUUAUAUUGAUCAAGAGCAGUUUCUCACAGCGAAACUGAAUGCAUCUGUGAAGACGGAGGAUGCAACUAGACUUACACUGCGGGUACGUGAGGCAGAGAUGGAUGUUGAACGCUACAAAACCGCGGCAGAGUGUUCUGAGCAGAAACUUGAUAUACUGAAGGGAGAGUACUAUGAACUGAAGCUGAAGAACACCCAACGUAUCAUGGAACUGGAGGCAUGCCUGAGAGCAGCGGAAGAAAAACUGAAAACCCUGUCAGACUUGGAACUUGAAUCUGAGCUGUUCAUAUCGAAUCUCGCUCAACAAGCGGACGGUCAACUAACCUUCUCCAGUAUGUCUGCACCAUCCGCUGGUGGGGGCGUUGUAGGAGACAAGGCUGCGCCUACAUCAACAAACGCAUUGAGUAGCUAUGAAAGUUGGUUGGCACUUCCACGCUCGCGUAAGUUGGCUCACACAUUAACUGUGACGAAGCGUUGCUUGAAUUUGGAAAACCGCCUUACUGCGCUACAACAUGACAUUGAGUUUAAAGACAAACAACUCGCGCGACUCCAGACGUCGUUAGAAAUGGCCCGGGAGGCUCUUAACAACACAAAUAGCCCCUUUGCUAUGGUGGAACGCACCGUCGAGAAGCUAACCGCUGAUAAUGAAGAGCUGCAUAACAAAGUGAUGAAUCUUUCGGAAGAAAACGCACUGCUUCGCCAGCGACUGGAGCAGAGAACCACCGAUGUUCAAGUAUUGUGCAAUCACCGUAAGGAACUCCUUCGCAUUCAGCGCAUUCUUCGACGCCUCGGUCUUGAAAACCAAGUAGCUGAUUCGGCCUCGCUGCCGUGUGGGACAAAUAGAAAAGUGCAACGACCUCAUGACCAAGGUGAAGUCGAUGCCACUGGGGAACUUGGAGGGAGCGGAUACCGGCUAACGACAGCACAUUUCGAAUCACCAACUGAUCCCUCAAAACAAUACUCACGGUACCCAACUGAUGAUUCUCUGCGAACCACUGCUGAAACAAAGAUGUCAGCAACGGAGUGCAAUAUGCAGCAGACAAUUGGUACGGAGGGGAACAGCUUCAAUGCAGUAGUAACCCCAGGCGUUAUACAGUUUUCCUCCUGA
This is a messenger RNA of Trypanosoma brucei brucei TREU927, 1827 nucleotides long. RefSeq lists its product as hypothetical. NCBI's taxonomy places the organism in Eukaryota, Euglenozoa, Kinetoplastea, Trypanosomatida, Trypanosomatidae. The coding region runs from base 1 to 1827 and encodes 608 amino acids. Gene Ontology annotation, biological process: cilium assembly. The transcript has a single exon. The record is from RefSeq and is a predicted model, not a curated record. Gene Ontology annotation, cellular component: centriolar satellite.